UCUGUACACCUGCAUGUUAGAUUUGAAUUUUAGCGCAAAUGAGGAGGCAACAUGGCAAACGGAGCAGUCCUGUAUCUCCUUGUUGUGUUGGGAUCUUUUCAAAAAGGUCUACCAGCUGUGAUAGAAACACAGCGGACUGUGAUGGCAGCAGUGGGAGAAGAGGCUCGUUUCAGCUGUCAGCUGCUGCAAUCUAAAGAUGUUCUUCAGGUCACAUGGCAGAAACUUUUAUCUGAGGGGCAGAAGACUCUCGCCACCGACAACAAAAUCUUUGGUCACAAAGUGAAUCCUGACUUUAGAGAUCAAGUGGAGUUUAAAGGUGCUGGACUGCAGAACAGCUCCAUAGUUAUCAGGAAGGUGACGGAGCAGGAUGAAGGAUGCUAUCGCUGUUUGUUUAACACCUACCCUGAAGGUGCUCUCACAGGUACAACCUGCCUCCAACUCUAUGAGCUGCAUGAAGCCCUUCUGCAUGUUAGAGAAUCAAACUCUCCUGAAGAGGCAGUUGUGUCCUGCUCGGCCACAGGUCGACCUGCUCCCACAGUAACAUUAAGUGUCCUGCGUCACAACGUCCACUUUUCCAACCGCAGCUCUGUCCGUGUCACCAACACCAACGGUACAGUCACUGUCACCGCUACAGCUGUGCUGCCUCGUUUCCAUGGCAACAGCACACAGGUUGGAUGUGCAGUGCGAGUGCGCUCUGGUCCUCAGAGAGAGGUGUUUAUGAUGAUUCCUGAGGUCAAACAGUCGUUUGCUGCCGGUUUUGAUGAGGAAUCUGGACCUGAAGACAGUGAUUUCAAUUUCACUUUGAUCAUCGUGGUGUCCGUGUUAGUGUCCUGUGUUUGUGUUGCUGCAGUCAUCGCCAUCAUGUUGAAACAAAAACAUCAGAACGGACACUCUGAGAUCAAGACGCCACUAAAACCAACCGAACCCAAUUAUGAGAACAAAACACCACUCUUGCAAAUCAAGCAAGUGAACGAGCACCCGAGGCAACGUUCUACUGCGAAGAAAAAAGAAAGCGACAACCCAAGAGCAUCAUCUUCAACAGCAAAGUGUCAGCGACAGCUAUUUUCACAAAAGUCACCUGUUUAGUGACUCAGAAUAACCCACAAGACUGCAGUGCCAAAACUAAGACAGCUGGACUUGAACAAAACUGCCAAAAUAUGGUGGCAUUUGUGAAAGAACUGACACAGAAAGUCCUGUGUUAGAAAUGAUCUUUCAGUACAGAACAGAGAACAUGUCUGUCUCAGUUCAUUGAAAUCAAGAUCAAAAAGAUUCAUGUACACAGUAGAUUUGAUGUUAAUGUUUUUGUCCUUUCGAAAUUUUUACCGUAUCCUUUAUAACAUUUGACCAUCCUUUUUAUGUGUUCAUGUUUUUUUUAAUGUGAUGUACUUACCUUUGCCACAAAGAAGAACUACUCUGAUGCGUCUUUGUUGAUUUCACGUAUCUGUUUCUUGUGACUUUACACACUAACGUAAAGUAUUUUAUAACAUCUGUGAUAUAAUUCAGAUGAAGCAUUUGCAUCCUUUGUUUUGUACGUCUUUGUUCAUUUGUUUUUUUCUUUUUCAAAUGAAAUGCAUAUAAAUUUACUGCUGCUGCUUUUUGUAUUUUAUUUAUAUAAACUGAAACUUGGCAACCAUGAAAUUACAGGGGAACACUGAAUAUAAAUAAUGAAUGUGUAUGAGUCCUAAAAUAACAGCAGUAUAUACCUGGAAUCAAAACGUUCAAGAGAAAUAAUAAAUAAAAGUGGGGGGGAAUUUCCCUAUUUCUGAACAUUGAUAAUCUUUAAGUAAUAUAGUAUUUUGUACCAUCUGUCAUUAUUAAACUAAAUAUAACAUUUUGAAAAAAAUCAUUCUCACUUGUAAUGAUGCAUUUGCAAAACCAAACUCUUUGUUUUUAGGGGUGUAUUCAAUAAAAUGCUGCAUAUAUUUUAGCACUUAU
Siniperca chuatsi (mandarin fish) is the source of this 1935-nucleotide messenger RNA. RefSeq names its product OX-2 membrane glycoprotein-like. The transcript has 7 exons. The coding region runs from base 52 to 1086 and encodes 344 amino acids. Lineage: Eukaryota; Metazoa; Chordata; Actinopteri; Centrarchiformes; Sinipercidae. The record is from RefSeq and is a predicted model, not a curated record. Gene Ontology annotation, molecular function: cell-cell adhesion mediator activity.